Messenger RNA from Penicillium taxi, 546 nucleotides. RefSeq names its product TspO/MBR family protein. The coding region runs from base 1 to 546 and encodes 181 amino acids. NCBI's taxonomy places the organism in Eukaryota, Fungi, Ascomycota, Eurotiomycetes, Eurotiales, Aspergillaceae. The record is from RefSeq and is a predicted model, not a curated record. The transcript has 2 exons. Gene Ontology annotation, cellular component: mitochondrial outer membrane.
AUGGCUUGGUCCUUUGUACUACCACAGUCAGUGUUUACAUCGCCGCUUCUCGCGGUAGCCACGCCAGUCGCUGGCGGCAUGAUAGUAGCGCUGUUGACGAACCGGAGCAAGAAUCAGCAAACCUACCGCACUCUCCGUCAGCCUCCGUUCAGCCCACCGGGCUGGUUGUUUGCCCCCGCGUGGACACUCUUGUACAGUAUGAUGGGAUAUGCCGCGCAUCACGCAACCUUGACCGCCUCCCAGUCAUUAUCACUGGCAGUUCAUGAGGCCAAUGGCACCGCCCAGACCCUCUAUACGACCCAGUUGGCAUUGAAUUUCCUCUGGAUGCCGCUAUUCUUUGGAGUGGGGCGGCCGGUCGCAGCCCUGGGAGACUUGGGUCUGCUCCUUGGAAACGUGACGCUUUUGUUGGCCAAUUGGUGGUCGGCGGACCGCACGGCCUUCUGGAUGAUGACCCCGUACUACGUCUGGCUGGGAUACGCGACAUAUCUGAAUAUUGGCUGUGGAGUGUUGAAUGGGUGGACCCUACCGGAGAAAAAGCAGGAGUAG